This is a messenger RNA of Tigriopus californicus, 1288 nucleotides long. RefSeq lists its product as uncharacterized. Bases 502 to 1179 code for a protein of 225 amino acids. The record is from RefSeq and is a predicted model, not a curated record. Gene Ontology annotation, molecular function: thiosulfate-cyanide sulfurtransferase activity. Gene Ontology annotation, cellular component: mitochondrion. NCBI's taxonomy places the organism in Eukaryota, Metazoa, Arthropoda, Copepoda, Harpacticoida, Harpacticidae. The transcript is spliced from 5 exons.
CCCCAAGUUAAUGCAGAAUCUGGGACUACACUCACUCAUAUCAGCACUUCGCAGAGUGUCAAAUGUACGUACGUACCAUGUUAAGUGCCGAUGAAUGCACCUUUACCUGACAGACUGAAUUUACACAUCAUGGAGGGUUGAACAGUAGGUAAGUAUCUUGCGGGGAUACUCGACUGCGUGGUAAAAUGAUAAAAUAAAGCAUGCAUCAAAUGAAGGCAGGUAGUAUUGGAGUGGAGGCAUAUCUCUGUUGCUCUCAAGGGUUCGUACAUAUCCACCUUACUUGUGUCAGUCCUCAGUGGACGCAGAACUAUCGCUUCUAGUCACCAAGGACGCUUAGAGUACUCGUUUCUCGUCAGCUAGUCCACUUUCUACUGCAUUGAAAACCGUAUUUUAGAGUAAAGAACCAGUAAUUCAUCUAUGUGCGUUCAGUGAACCCGAAUCUCUUGACCGGAUCACUUGACAAGAGUCUUCCAUUGUUGCGGUUAAAAAUUAGUCGGUGACAUGGCGCCUGUUAAAGAGUUCGAGUUUUCAAGCCUGAAAGAGGCUCUUGACAAGAAGGAGGUGACCCUUGUGGACGUCAGAAACCAUUCAGAGCUUAAGGAAUCGGGAAAAAUCCCAGGAAGCUUCUGCAUUCCACUGCCCGAGCUUGAACAUGCCUUUUCGAUGGAUGAAGGGACCUUUGAGAGCACAUACGGAUUCUCGAAGCCCAAUCGAGAAGUGCCAAGUACCCUGGUGAUCACUUGUCGAAGUGGACGACGAGUGCAAAUCGCCUUGGACCAACUCGAAAAAUUGGGUUAUGGCCAAGUCGGAACCAACAUGGCUGACUACACCUACCAAGAUCUCCACGAAGCCGUUGUAUCCGGAGAUGCCGUGGUCAUUGAUAUCCGGAACAAAAAGGAGUUGGAAGAAACCGGUCAGAUUCCCAACAGUCAUUGUAUUCCCAUUUCUUGCCUCGAAAAAGCGUUCAAGAUGGAUCAAGACACGUUCCUUCAAGAAUACGGAUUCGAUAAACCCGCGAAAGAAACGAGCAGAAAGCUAGUGGUGAGCGACUUUAAAGGCCAAAGAGUGCCUGAGGCUGUGGAUCUUUUAAAGAAAUCUGGUUACGAAGACGUUCGGCCUUACAAGGGAGGAUUCGAAGACUGGAAACAACAUAAUGGUCCCAUUGAACAAUACCGAUAAUUAUGUGAUGGAAAGAUAAAUCUAAACCGUGAACAUGUCAUUUUAGUAUUCUGGUGGAUUGGUGCGCAUUUUGCUCAGUAGUGUGUUAAUAAAGUACCAAUGCUAUUCA